AUGGCGACUCUGCCGCCCAACUCUCUGCUUGCCCGAUCCCGGCAAACACGCGCGGGUACAUCAACAAAGCCGCCAAGCGCACCCAUCACCCCUUCGCUAGCUGCGCAUCCUGUAGCAACAUCCAAUGUCAAUCUCUUUCUUACCAAUCUUCGUCUGCUCGACUUCCCUUCAUAUCCAGACUGGCCGGAGUUCGAUGCGCAGACCUUUUCCGUGCAGAAGAAACGCAUCCAUUGCGUUGAAUGGACCCUGUACCAGCUCUUCGUCCUCUGGGACCCGGAGGAGGCCCGAAGUAAACUGCAACCCUAUUUUCCACCACGAGACCAUGUCCAAUCGCUGAACCUGCGAGCUGCCCUCCUCCGAAGCCUCGAGCAAGCCAAAAAGAAUGGGGUCCUUGGCCGAGAUGCAGUGGUUCGCAAGACCAUGUUGGACGAAUGUAAGGGAGAGAGGCUGGAGGAGGUUCUCGCCGUUUUCUCGUCGGCUGUUCUGAAAAAAAUGGUGGCCGAUGUCGCGGAAGCCGAACACGAAUAUCCUGCUGUUGCCCAGCAGCUGGCGUUGGAAAACCGUGGAUACAGCGCCGAGAGAUCGGAGCUGGUGACCCUUGCUUUCGCCCACAGGGUGUCGAUCGCUAAUGCCAUGCGGCGCAAGGAUAAAGCCAGAAAACAGUAUCGCGACCUUGCUGAACUGCUGGACGUGAAGGAGAAGGGAAUCGCCCGGAGAAAAGAGCAGAUCAAGGCUGCCAGAGAGCGCUCGAAGGGCCGGGAUAUCUCCGACGACAUGAAGCUAGAUACUUGGAGGAUGGUCCGCAAUAAUUGGGCCGGCAACGAACAGUGGAUGGAGACACUUCUCUACGGCGACGCAAACGUCCGAAAAGAUGACCUUUUGACGGCCCCUUUCGACAGAGUCUGGAGACGAUUGCAAUCUGGACGCCUUUCUGAGUUGGAAGACCAAGGAAAAGGUUUACUCGAGCAAUUGGAUGACCGGGUGAAGACUCAGAGAGAGAGGCUGGCAAAAUGGCAGGAUUUUCGACAGAACAUGUUCGGUGAUAAGCCCGCCCCCGCCGCUCCUACCACAGCGUCACGACCAGAGAGGCGUAAGCAGGGAAUUGAGCUUGGGUUCGACAAGCAUGAAAGCUUACACUUGGGUCGGAUGAGUCCUAAGAAGCAGCUUGCCAGAAAGACACCCCAUCUUACCCCAGACUACGCGGAUCUCCUGGACGCCUGCGAGUCGGAGCUGGCUCGAGUUGGGGCCGGGCCGGUGGUUAACUUCGCCGAGAUGCUGGGACCACGUACCCGUCAGCCUGAACGGCCAGAACGGCUUUCAGGCGCUAGGGAAAGCCUCGGAGAAGAAACAAUUUCGGAGUUGAGUGAGUUGGAGGAUGAUGGACAUGUUUCUCACCAUGGGCCGCGGCGGCCCUCAAUUCAGGACAUACCACAGCAACCACGACGCCCUGAGCGACUUUCUAUCAAACUCCCUGACGAGAUCAAAAGGUCUGCUAGUGUAUCGCGACCUCUCCUCAGCCCUCCUGUGCUGCCCCCAGAUACGCAAGAUGAACUCUCCAUACCGCCACCGACUCCACCUUUACCGGAGGAAAACGAGGUCACCGAGAAGAUUCCUAGUCCGUCUCUAAGCCCACCUCCGGUCGACAAGGAGCAGCGAAGCGUCUCUUUCGACAGCGAGGAAGAAUUGUCGGAGCCGGAGCCACCAAAGUCGCCUACCCAGGAACUUGCUGAUCAAAUCCUGGAGGACAUUAACAAUGCAUCGCCGUCGCCCAUGAAAAGGGCCAAGCCUAGGCACACUCUUUCUCUUGCGGAACGAACGAGGCUCUCAAUGGCACGGUCCUCGCGCGGUGUUCGGUACGAUCCUGAUGACGAUGAAGACGAGACUUUAACCCUGCGACCGGCUUUUACUCGACCUCAGGAGGAUCUUACGAUCAACAUCACUGAUGAGGACGACCUUGUUUCGCGUACGCGCAGGAGCAUGGUAGGGUUUGAGGCUGCUCGACAGAAGGCACAAUUGGACAGGCAGAGAUCGCUCAAGAAAUCUCGAGCUCGAUCAAGAACCGAGGGCAGCAGUCAAGUUCCUGUUGUGGAGGAGGAAACCAUGCAGCUGGACCCAGAUGCCUCAAUUCUCGCGGAGGAACUGAUGGCAGUGGAGGAUAUGGAGGCGGUUUUCAGGAGCCGGCCAAGAAUCAAAACUAGCCCUGCCCCGUCGCCCUCGAGAAGACCGCUCGAGGCUGAAGAUGUAUAG
Colletotrichum truncatum is the source of this 2247-nucleotide messenger RNA. RefSeq lists its product as uncharacterized. Lineage: Eukaryota; Fungi; Ascomycota; Sordariomycetes; Glomerellales; Glomerellaceae. The record is from RefSeq and is a predicted model, not a curated record.